AGGAAACAAUUUAAUUUUGAAUAUCGACAUCUGGUUCAAAUCGAAAAUUAUAUCAACUAAAUUGGUGCAGUGAAACAAUAUCGUGGUGGAGAAAAUUGCCAAAACUAUGUGCACCAGUCGAAUUUGUGAUUGAAAAUUUGUUCAAUUUUUAGUGAGUGUGUGUGUGUGGGUUAGUGUGCCCCGAGCAAUAAGUGAAACCACAAAUAGUAAAAUGUAAAUUAACUAUGACUCAAUUCAGUUGCAGUGUUUCAUGUGUGGCAAUGCCAUUGUGUAAUGUUCAAUCAAUAAACAAAGUUGUGUUUUAAGCUCAAAGAGAAAAAAAACCGCCAAGAUGUCUACAUGGCUUGAAAUGCUACCAAACUAUAGAAAUUAUUCGUCAAGUUGUAUUUCAUCGCAUAAACUGGCUGUGAUCAGCCGUUGUAGCGAUUGGUAAAAAGUGAUCGAUUUUUUCAUUUCGAAUAGAAUUUUUGCAGAAAUAAUAUAUUGGUGCGAAAGAAAGCCGUGCGUUGCAGUAGUUUGCACGAAAAUGAACAUUUGUAGCAUCACAUUGGGUGCUAACUAAAUGAACGUAGCUGUUCAAAACGUUUUCAAUAUUGACGAUAAAAAUGCCGUUAAACACAGUCGAAAUUGGAUCUAAAAUCAAACGAUUGGAACAUUAACUCAGUACGGUUGGUUUUUUCUAUAGCAACAAUUUUCGUCAACGACAGAAAAAAUGUUUCGAAUCGAAGAUUACAAACUUUUGCGAGCCUGGAUUCUGUCUGCCCUAGUUGUUCAACAUGGUGCGGUUGCGGGAAAUCCCGAUGCAAAGCGGUUAUACGACGAUUUAUUGAGCAAUUACAAUAAAUUAGUACGACCUGUUGUGAAUACGUCGGAUGUUCUGAAAGUUUGCAUCAAAUUGAAACUAUCGCAGUUAAUCGAUGUGAAUUUGAAGAAUCAGAUCAUGACGACCAAUCUCUGGGUGGAGCAGUCAUGGUUUGAUUAUAAAUUACGAUGGGACCCAAAAGAAUAUGGAGGCGUUCAAAUGUUGCAUGUACCAUCGGACCACAUCUGGCGACCCGACAUUGUGCUUUACAACAAUGCUGAUGGAAACUUCGAGGUGACACUAGCAACCAAGGCAACUAUAUAUUCUCAAGGUUUAGUUGAAUGGAAACCUCCUGCCAUAUACAAAUCAUCUUGUGAAAUAGAUGUAGAAUAUUUUCCAUUUGAUGAACAAACGUGUCAAAUGAAAUUUGGGUCUUGGACAUAUGAUGGUUGUAUGGUCGAUUUACGACACAUGGAUGAAAAAUCUGGCAGUAAUGUCGUAGAUGUAGGUGUAGACUUGUCAGAAUUUUAUAUGUCAGUGGAGUGGGACAUCUUGGAGGUGCCGGCUGUGAGAAAUGAAAAAUUCUACACAUGCUGUGACGAACCCUAUUUGGAUAUUACAUUCAAUAUAACGAUGCGAAGGAAAACACUUUUUUAUACUGUAAAUAUAAUCAUUCCGUGUAUGGGAAUAUCAUUUCUGACAGUGCUGACAUUUUAUUUGCCAUCCGACAGCGGUGAGAAGGUGACACUAUCUAUAUCAAUUCUUAUUAGUCUUCACGUGUUUUUCCUGCUCGUUGUUGAAAUAAUUCCGCCAACAUCAUUAGUUGUGCCACUACUGGGGAAAUAUUUGAUAUUUGCCAUGAUUUUAGUAUCGAUAAGCAUAUGCGUUACAGUAGUUAUACUGAAUGUUCACUUUCGCUCGCCCCAAACACACCGAAUGGCACCGUGGGUGAAACGAGUAUUUAUUCAAUUUCUACCAAAACUAUUAUUUAUCAAACGACCACAGUAUAAUUUCGAAACUAGUAAAAAGCAGCUAAAAGAUUCACACGCCUGCUUUUAUCCAUACUACUCAUCAACCCACUUAGAUAGAAGUCCACGGUAUAGUAGGACGGCAUCAAAAGAAGACCUAUCACCAACCAGUUUGACUGGAACGGGACCGUUUGGUGGUAGCUGUCAAAUACAUGGUCCAAUACCAUUAACACAAUCGGAAUCAGAAGAUUUGUCUAAUUUACCAGACGAUAAUGGGUGUGACGGCAUUAAAAGCCCCAUUAUCAAUAAUCCAGCGUUUUCGCACCAACAUUGUCCUCCCGAAAUACAUAGAAGCUGUUUCUGUGUACGUUUUAUAGCCGAACAUACAAAACUGCAGGAGGAUUCGACAAAGGUCAAAGAAGACUGGAAGUAUGUGGCAAUGGUACUAGACCGUUUGUUCCUGUGGAUAUUUACACUGGCCGUGCUAGCUGGAACAGCCGGCAUCAUUUUACAGGCACCAACACUAUACGACGAUCGUAUGCCCAUCGAUAAACGAUUUUCGGAAUUUGCAACGUCAACAGUCGACCGAUGUCCACCACAAUAGCAAUCCAAGUUUGGUGUAAAUGUUUUGUUUCCAUUUUUAUGCGGUAUUGGAAUGAGUGCCUGUUUUAUAAUGUCGAAGGUGAAUCACUACUGGGACGAUUAUUUUAAAUUAAUAAAAAAUGUAACAAAUAAGUUCAAUACUAUGAGGACGAAGGGAAAGCUUGAAAUACUUGCGGUAGCGAUAUAUACACACAACACAUACAGACCACAGACCCACUCACACACCCACACAACGUAUAGUCGUAAGUGGAAAAUUAUUAUGAUGAAACUAAACAUGAAAAAAAGCUCUCGAAAAUUUUUAUUUUUAUUAUGAAUUACAUUUUAAGGGAACGCAUCGCUGAAUUUAAAGAGAUUUUAUCUGAGAUUUGUUUUGCUUGCGCAGUCAUUUUGUGAAGUUGUGUGUUGCGGAUAUAAUGUGGAUGGGAAUAGUCAUCAUAAAAUAAAAAAUAUUGUAUCCAUUAUGCUGGGGAACCUAAAGAGAUAACUUUGGCGUUUUGAACAUUUUUAUUUAAAUUUUAUUUCGCUUCGAAAUGUUUACUCGCGGAUACCACUCAAACUCCAAAAUAUGUACACACUUAUGCCAUUAAAUUACGCACAGGGUAAAUCAGUUCGGUUUUUGCUUCUUUGUUUUGUCAUUGUUUUUUCAUUCAAAUUGCUUUUUUAUCUGCGAUUCAGAAACCGAAACGCUGCAUUUAUUUAAAAAAAAAAGAUCGAAUGAUU
This is a messenger RNA of Bradysia coprophila, 3093 nucleotides long. It is a transcript of the gene nAChRalpha4, whose product is annotated as nicotinic acetylcholine receptor alpha4. Gene Ontology annotation, biological process: monoatomic ion transmembrane transport. The record is from RefSeq and is a predicted model, not a curated record. Lineage: Eukaryota; Metazoa; Arthropoda; Insecta; Diptera; Sciaridae. Gene Ontology annotation, molecular function: transmembrane signaling receptor activity; acetylcholine-gated monoatomic cation-selective channel activity. Gene Ontology annotation, cellular component: postsynaptic membrane.